Messenger RNA from Somion occarium, 3374 nucleotides. The record is from the annotation of a GenBank genome assembly. NCBI's taxonomy places the organism in Eukaryota, Fungi, Basidiomycota, Agaricomycetes, Polyporales, Cerrenaceae.
GUAUACCUGCAUUUAUAUAUUUCUGUUUUGUACUUCUUUAGCUUCUUGCCGACCGGACAAUAGGCGCUUAGGUCGAGUAGACCGACUUGCCAGUUUAGGACAGCGGCAUUUGGGCGCUUGCCGCCUAAUUACCCAAUAUAGGAACAAUAAGUUCGGGAAGUACUUUAUUGUUUUCCGCUCGGUUGCGUUUGGCAUUGUCCUAUAAGUUGAUAAUAAGUGACGCCUAACAACGAUGUUACCCAUCCUUUUUGGACCCCCCGGGCUGCGCAGCUCUCUUCGUUCUUUCCUCCCUCCACCACGAUCACUUUUCCUCUCGGCGAGAGUGUCGCCAUCAUGUUAUUCAGCUUCCUUGCUGUUAUUUCACUCAUUUUCAGUGCAUCUGUCGCCGCACAGUCUAAUCCAUCUGUAGUUUGCGUUGCAGGUCAAUGCCUCCAGGGGUUCACGAAUGCUACGAUUGGAUCCACGAUAUCAGUUCCUGGUGCUGCAAUUGCCGUGCAGCUUCUUCCAGGACAAUACACUUCCGACACGAAUCCACAACUCCUGCAUACCCUCCUAACAUCUUCGUCUGCAACGUUAUCAUCUUCCCCUGGGUUCAACAACUCCACGACCGUUUCACUCCCUUUGACGAUCGCGCUUCAAGCCGGUAUUGCCGCGUAUCCUAAUGCAAACUAUUCCGGUUCCCCUACUUUCACACAACUACCAGAAACCAAUGGUUCACUGAGCUCUACCUCAUUCUCCGCCGGUUCCCUCAUGCUUUCAUCAAAUGCAUGGGCAGCGAUAUCCUCCAGUUCAUCAUCUACCGAUCGAUUGAUUGUAUGGGACUCAAUACCUGACCUCUCACAACUUCCUCCCAGUACUUCCGCCAGCAGGAGCUCACUUUCCAUCCUCGAUAUACAAUCCGCUGCAUGUUCUCCUCCGUGUUCUGGAGCAGGGAUUUGUUCUGCUUCUGGAACAUGCACAUGUCCCAUAGGGUUCACAGGCUCGUCCUGUGAAUCUUGCGCGUCUGGAUUCUUCGGACCGAAUUGUCAACCUUGUCCUCAAGGUUGCACUUCUUGUGACGAGGGAAUCUCUGGUACGGGACGAUGUCUGUCAGCUCCAGUUGUCAACCCUCCGUCAUCGUGUAAUUGCUUGAAUGGUGUGUGUGGGUCCAAUGGUCAGUGCACGUGCAACGCCGGGUGGACCAACGCCGACAAUGGAACCGCUUGUGCAAAGUGUGCUCAAGGGUUCUUCUUGACCUCGGACGGCAAUUGUCAAGCCUGCCAACUGGGGUGCACUCAAUGUGCUGACCAGACCGGUGAUUGCAUUGCUUGCAAGUCCGGAUUCACUCAGGACGCCAACGAUCGCACAAAAUGUGCGGCAACACAAUCCGCAACGUCAACCGGUACCGUCUGUCCGGACGGAAGUUUCAGCAACGGAACGGCGUGUACUCCCUGUUCACCCUUAUGUCAAACUUGCACGGGUGCCACAUCGAAUGACUGUAUCAUCUGCGGGGCUGGAAAGUACUCCUUGAAUGGGAACUGCGUGGCAGCCGAUGGGAAUGGUGUCUGUCAAGGCUCGAGUAUGAUCGCAGAUAACAAUAAACAUGAGUGCGACAGCUGCCCAUCGAAAUGCACGUCGUGUAAGAUUCCCAACUUCAAUGUCGCAUCUACUGUGAACCAGCUCCAGUGUACCGGAUGCCUUCCAGGUUUCGUGCUGUCACAGGGAAAGUGCGUCUCGACCUGUCCUUCGGGCACCUUUCUCAAUCCACAAGACAACCUCACGUGCACCGGUCGGUUUUCCCAUUCUCCGACUCUAUUGUCUCCGACUGAUUUGUAUUCCAUUGUAGCUUGUGACUCUUCCUGUGGUACUUGCGCAGGUUCGGCGACGUUUUGCCUGACGUGUGCCAACAAUCAGCUUGCUUCCAACGGGAAAUGUGUCUCUUCAUGUCCGUCCAAUACGUUCAGCUCUUCCGGAUCUUGCAUAUCUUGUCAUCCAGAUUGCGCAUCGUGUUCCGGAUCGUCGUUCAACCAAUGUUCAAGCUGUCCCCAAGAUCGUCCCGUUCUCACUGGUGGCCGAUGCCUCCCAACGUGCAGCAAAUCGCAAUACUUUGACAAGACUUCAUCCUCCUGUCAAUCUUGCGAUUCGAGUUGUUCCAGCUGUUCCGGAUCUGGUCCGAACAAUUGCCUGGCCUGUUCGAACUCGAAUCAGAUCUUGCGCGGGGGUUCAUGUGUAUCAAGCACAUGUAGCUCAUCCACAUCUAUCAUUCCUGGUUUGGGACUUUGUCUCUCAGACUUGGUUGCAGUUCCUGUUUCAUCCGGAACGAGCUCAGCAAUACCGCUCCCAACUGUCACCGGUAUUGAUACACCCAUUGCCCCAGCCAAACCAUCCAGUAGUCGACCGUUGGCUUGGUGGGAAAUUCUUCUCAUGGCACUUGGUUGCGCCUUCAUAUUCUUGAUUAUCCUGAUGCUCUGGCGUCGUCGCGCACGCAAGAGACGCGCUCAAGCAACAAUCGCCUUCGCUGUCGCGAAGAACAUCGCGCCGAAGUCGAACUGGAGAUGGCGUUUAAUUCGGUUUGGUGAACGUCUGUUUGGACAUAAGCCCAGUCAACGCUUUAUUCCUCCGGAAGAAAGCGAACACAUCAGAAUGGCUAAACUUAAAGCUGCGGAGGAGGCACGACACGAGAGGGACAUGGAUAAGCUCCUUGAUGCAUAUGAUUACUCUCGAUACUCGCGCGCAAGCACCAGCCGUGCUCCAUCACCUUUGCCUUCACUUCACGAUUACAACCAUGAUAGGUUGGCAACACAUCCGAAUCGCCAUUCUGGAACACCGUUGUCUGCUGGUUCGAUAUACUCGCAGGUGACGGGUAUGCCUCGAAAGACGGCGGAGCCCCGGCAACCAGUGAGGAACGCAAGGGAUUUGCUUCCAUCCAGAUUUUCUCGUUCUUCCUACUCGAAUUCUACUCGGUCGGACCCUCUUCCACCACCAGUGGAUCUUCUCGAACCAUCGCGGCCGCCGACUCCUGCGCAGGAGUAUGCGCGGUUGGUGAGCCACAAUCAAGUACCGCCACAAGGUUCGUACUGGUUGCAACCUACGAAUACGGGGAGUUCGAACGCUUCGCGCAACCCUUUCAGGCGGUGAUGAUUAAUGACCUAUAUACCUUUGAUAUCACGUUAUUUUUUGCAUCACAUCUGGACAACAUUGCAUAGACACGCACAUUAUCACAACUUCGGUUCUUACAACCUUACACAUACUGUACCUACACAUUCGAUAUAGUAAUACCACAGGAUGUAUCCAUACUUUAGCUCAGCGUCCCCUGUUCCGUCUUUGCGAGCUUGAAUCAUUCUAAGAACCGAACUUUGUUUGAGGAAAGUUGAGCCUUGGCACGACUUACAGGC